Rhinichthys klamathensis goyatoka is the source of this 1709-nucleotide messenger RNA. RefSeq names its product cholinergic receptor, nicotinic, alpha 3 (gene chrna3). The record is from RefSeq and is a predicted model, not a curated record. The coding region runs from base 13 to 1533 and encodes 506 amino acids. Gene Ontology annotation, biological process: signal transduction; monoatomic ion transmembrane transport; nervous system process. Gene Ontology annotation, cellular component: postsynaptic membrane; synapse; neuron projection. NCBI's taxonomy places the organism in Eukaryota, Metazoa, Chordata, Actinopteri, Cypriniformes, Leuciscidae. The transcript is spliced from 7 exons. Gene Ontology annotation, molecular function: transmembrane signaling receptor activity; acetylcholine-gated monoatomic cation-selective channel activity.
CCGGACUGUACGAUGAAAGCCAGAGCGAUCGUAAUUUUCCACACUUGCUAUUUUCUGUUUUCUCUUCUGUCAGAUGCUGGGGUUUCCGGCUCUGAUGCUGAGCACAGGCUGUUCUCCAUCAUCUUCUCCAGUUAUAACCAGUACAUCAGACCAGUGGAGAACGUGUCCGACCCGGUCGUGGUCCAGUUUGAGGUGUCCAUGUCACAACUAGUCAAAGUGGACGAGGUGAACCAGAUCAUGGAGACCAAUCUCUGGCUGCGACAUAUCUGGAAUGAUUAUAAGCUGAGGUGGAAUCCCAAGGACUUCGGAGGGGUCGAGUUUAUCCGUGUUCCCUCCAAGAAGAUCUGGAAGCCGGACAUUGUGUUGUACAACAAUGCUGUGGGAGAUUUCCAGGUGGACGAUAAAACGAAAGCUCUUCUGCGCUUCAACGGAGACGUGACCUGGAUCCCACCGGCCAUCUUCAAGAGCUCCUGCAAGAUCGACGUCACAUACUUCCCGUUCGACUACCAGAACUGCACCAUGAAGUUCGGCUCGUGGACCUACGACAAGGCCAAGAUCGACCUGGUGCUCAUCGGCUCCACCAUCAACCUCAGCGAGUUCUGGGAGAGCGGCGAGUGGACGAUCAUCGACGCGCCCGGAUACAAACACGACAUCAAGUAUAACUGCUGCGAGGAGAUCUACACGGACAUCACGUACUCGCUCUACAUCCGCCGGCUGCCCCUGUUCUACACCAUCAACAUGAUCAUCCCCUGUUUGCUGAUCUCGUUCCUCACGGUCCUGGUGUUCUACCUGCCCUCGGACUGCGGCGAGAAGAUCACGCUGUGCAUCUCCGUGCUGCUCUCGCUCACGGUGUUCCUGCUGGUGAUCACCGAAACCAUCCCGUCCACGUCUCUCGUCAUCCCUCUGAUCGGAGAGUACCUCCUGUUCACCAUGAUCUUCGUCACGCUCUCCAUCGUGAUCACGGUGUUCGUGCUGAACGUGCACUACCGCACGCCGAAGACGCACACCAUGCCGGGUUGGGUGAGGCGGGUCUUCCUCGGUCUGCUCCCGCGGGUCAUGUUCAUGACGAGGCCUGGGACCGACCCGGAGAGACCCGGGAGACCGUGUGCUCUUCACGCUCCAGCUUCCCCUGGCUCCAGCGCUCCGGGCCCGCUCCUGUGCUCGACCGAGCUCCACAGCCUGGCCGCCGCGGGGCUCCUGCGGGGAGAGUGCCGAUGCUCCUGUUGCUGGAACCCUCACGGCACCAGCGGCGCGGGAGAAGACGGAGGAGCGAGUCCCAGCUCCAGCUCCCAGUCCUCGGAUGGGCUUCUGUGCGCCUCCACUCUCUCGCCGCGGGUCAGAGAGGCCAUCGAGAGCGUCAAGUACAUCGCAGAGACCAUGAGGCUUCAGAACGAGGCCGAGGAGGUCCAGGACGACUGGAAGUACGUUGCCAUGGUGAUCGACCGGAUCUUCCUGUGGGUGUUUGUGCUGGUGUGUAUUCUGGGAACGGCCGGGCUCUUUCUCCAGCCGCUGCUGUUGGCCGAGGACAUGUGACGCACACUUUCAAUCUCAACACUUUGAUAGUCGGAAUCAAAUUUUAGCAACCCUAACAAUGCAUUUUUUACAUAUUUAUAUCAUGCGUCGUUUAGAGCUGAAUGCAAAGAGUCGCUGGACCUCGAAGGGUUAAAUGGAUCAUCAUCAUCAUGGACUUUAGGAAGGGUUCUCUGCAC